This is a messenger RNA of Neogale vison (American mink), 1889 nucleotides long. It is a transcript of the gene LRRIQ3, whose product is annotated as leucine rich repeats and IQ motif containing 3. Bases 1 to 1875 code for a protein of 624 amino acids. Gene Ontology annotation, molecular function: protein binding. The transcript has 7 exons. The record is from RefSeq and is a predicted model, not a curated record. NCBI's taxonomy places the organism in Eukaryota, Metazoa, Chordata, Mammalia, Carnivora, Mustelidae.
AUGUUUCAUGGAACAAUAACAGAAGAGCUAACCAGUCAUGAAGAAUGGAGUCACUAUAAUGAGAACAUGAUAGAAGAUCAAAAAGAUUUUGUUUUCGUGAAGUUCAGUGGCCUGCAUUUAAAAUCCAUGGAAAAUUUGCAAUCCUGUAUCUCUCUCAGAGUAUGCAUCUUCUCAAACAAUUUUAUUACAGAUAUUCGUCCACUUCAAAGUUGUAUAAAAUUAGUCAAACUUGAUCUCCAUGGAAACCAGAUAAAGAGUCUACCAGAUACCAAAUUUUGGAGUGGAUUGAAGAAACUAAAACUCCUCUAUCUUCAUGACAAUGGGUUUGCAAAGUUAAAGAAUAUAUGUAUGCUAUCUGCUUGUCCAAGUCUCAUUGCCCUCACUAUGUUCGAUUGUCCAGUGAGCCUUAAAAAAGGAUAUAGACAUGUUCUUGUCAACAGUAUAUGGCCUCUCAAAGCACUAGAUCAUCAUGUGAUUUCUGAUGAAGAAAUAAUUCAGAACUGGCAUCUUCCUGAAAGAUUCAAAGCAUAUAACCACCGACUUUUCUUUAAUUUCUGUCCUGCUUUGAAAAAGGGAUCAACCUAUGAUGAUGAAAUUAAUAAUAUCAAGCAUAUUAUCUCAAAAAUUAAUGAAAUUCUGGCUCAUAAUUCUCCAGUUUUGAUUGUUCAAAGAUGGAUACGUGGUUUCUUAGUUCGGAAAAACACGAGCCCCUUGUUGCUGUGCAAAAAACACCAGGAGAAACUUAUUGGUGAAUGUGAAACAAAAUGGAUUUACAUACACAAAGGAUGUGAAGACAGGAUCUUUAAGAAUAUCUUUUUUCAACCUGAAACUAAUAUAAUGGGAAAGCUUACACAUUGGAAACAUAUUAUACAUUCUCCUGUUUAUUUAAAAAAUUCUAGAGAACAGAGUAAACAUGUUUCUUCUAUUAUAUAUGAACUGAAAACAAAAGAAAUUGGUAUAAAAUCAAAAAAAUCAAGACAUCUCACUCAAAGAGGUCAGAAGGAGUCUGAAGAUGAAAGUGAGAAUGAAGAAUUGGAUGCCAGUUUUAGGAUAUCAGUGUUCAAACUACCCAUACAUACUUCAGAUUCACUGAAGUAUGCGGCAUUAUUGAAAGAAAAAUAUUAUUUUCCUACAUAUGUCCAGCCAUUUCCUACUACUCAUCAAAAACCAGCAAUCAAUAAAAAAGACACGCUGUUGAAGAGUAAUGUAAGAAAAGAGUUUUUUACAGCACACAGAACUGGUAUAAAACUCCAAACACUUUGGGAUAUUGAUAAAUAUUACUCAGAACAAAAGAAGCAGGAAAGCCAUGAAAAAAAAAUAGCGGCUAUCACCAUUGCACAAGGUGCCCAAGAAAGAGUUCGCUCAACUGUUCAAGAAAACCUAAAUAAGAAAAAAAAUGCUGCACAAAAGCUAAUUGCAAAAGAUAACGAGACAAUUCAGAAUGGUUUACUACAACUUUGGCAGGACAGAUUCAAUUACCUCAAAAAAGUUAGAGAGAGGAGAGCUAUGUUUCUAGCAGAAAAAAAACAAAAGACUGAAGACCGUUUAUUAAUUCAAAACAUAAGUAAUGAGCGCACUCUUUUAUCCAAAGGAAUUAUUAAAAUGGACAGAUUGAGGAAGAAUCAAGCUGUCUUACAAGAAAAAUGUCUGAUUGUUCAGCAAAGACUAGAAAUGGAAAAAUAUCAAAAGAAUUUAUUAAAACAAAUGAAGGAAAUCAGGGCUCAAGAAACAUAUAAAAAACACUGUAAAGAAAAAUUUGUUUUUGAUAUGAUUGCCUUUCAAAAAGCUUGUGAAAGAUUUGAAGAUGCUAAAACAAAAGCUGCAAUUAUGAAAACGAAUUUCAUCUUUCAAGUUCCCAGAGGAGUGACAAAAUGAACCAAUGCCAGGUU